Molecule: messenger RNA, 1935 nt
Organism: Mesocricetus auratus (golden hamster)
Lineage: Eukaryota; Metazoa; Chordata; Mammalia; Rodentia; Cricetidae
Gene: Bak1
Product: BCL2 antagonist/killer 1
Exons: 6
Coding region: 172-801 (209 amino acids)
Biological process (GO): extrinsic apoptotic signaling pathway in absence of ligand; regulation of apoptotic process; intrinsic apoptotic signaling pathway in response to DNA damage
Cellular component (GO): mitochondrial outer membrane
Molecular function (GO): protein heterodimerization activity; protein homodimerization activity
Source: RefSeq, a predicted model, not a curated record
GCUCCCAGACUCCAUGGAUUCAUGAUGCCGGUUCCUCCCGGUCAGGCCUGAGCCCUUGGCCCUGGGACCAGCCACCUGCGCCCUCGGGAUCUCUGUCUUCACCCUGGGAGCCAUUCCACAUCUGGACCACAGCCGGGCAGGGUGACAGUGCUGUCCACCAAGACCUGAAAGAUGGCAUCUGGACAAGGACCAGGCCCUCCUAGGGAGGACUGUGAUGACUCCCCCUCCCCUUCUGAACAGCAGGUCGCCCAGGACACAGAGGAGGUCUUUCGAAGCUAUGUUUUUCACCUCCACCAGCAGGAGCAAGAGACCCAGGGGGCGGCUGCCUCUGCCAACCCCGAGAUGGACAACUUGCUCCUAGAACCCAACAGCGUCUUGGGUCAAGUGGGUCGGCAGCUUGCUAUCAUUGGAGACGACAUUAACCGGAGAUACGACACAGAGUUCCAGAACUUACUGGAGCAGCUGCAGCCCACAGCGGGGAAUGCCUACGAGCUCUUCACCAAGAUCGCUUCCAGCCUAUUUAAGAGUGGCAUCAGCUGGGGCCGUGUGGUGGCUCUCCUGGGCUUUGGCUACCGCCUGGCCCUGUACGUCUACCAGCGUGGCUUGACCGGCUUCCUGGGCCAGGUGACCUGCUUUUUGGCUGAUAUCAUACUGCACCAUUAUAUCGCCAGGUGGAUCGCACAGAGAGGCGGCUGGGUGGCAGCCCUGAAUCUGCGUAGAGACCCCAUCCUGAGUGUGGUGACAAUUCUCGGUGUGGUUCUGUUGGGCCAGUACGUGGUACACAAGUUCUUCAGAUCCUGACUCCCGGGGAGCCCCUUGGAGCCCCACCUACGCUUCUCCCCCUCUCCCUGCAACCGUCCUCUCCUUCCUCCAAUCAGCAAACAGUCUCCCCUGCUCUGAGGAGCCACUGCCCAGGGGGCAUCGAGGAGGCACGGAUACCCCAGCGAUGCAUGGUGCUGCCGGCCCUGUCCUGUCUGAGCAGGGCUAACCGAUGCCUCGGAGGGACAAGAGGCUGGGCACUACUUCCCAGGAAGUUUUUAACGGUUUUUGCUUUUUGUACUACCCUUUGAGGCAGCCCCCCAACACUUUUCUUCCAUGGUGCCCAAAGUCAGAAUAUGGAGGGCCUGGGGACCAGUGGUUCUAACCUGUGUUCCCAGACCUCCUGCUACUUUGGAAGGUCAGAACUGGAGACAGGGGACUUGAGCCCAGACCUGGUCCUCCCAGCGCUGGCUCCCAGGAACAGGGCUCCCUGUAAGACCUGCUCAGUCACACACACCCCAUUUUUUAUUCCACAGUUCCAUCCCUCACUCUCCUCUUCCCCUCCCACCCCCUCCCCCAUUCCAUUUUGCCUUUGUGGCUGGACUCUCAGGGAUUCUGUGCCCAGAGCGAGGGUGGAGAUGAGAGUUCAGACCACAGCUGUCUGAACGUGUUCAUCAAGGCCCUCCAAACCUGCGUCCUUCCCUGGCACCCUCCGAGUUUUCACCCGCCCUCCCUGACCCAAGGACCACUGCUCCCAACCUAGUGGGUCGGGGAGCCCCUCACCUUCUCCCCGGAGCCCUCAGGGGAGCCCGCCUCCCGGGGAGACCCUGACUGAUUGCGGAGCCUCGGGCUCAGUCAUUAUGACAGGGGAAGGGGUGAGCGCUCAUUUGAAGGUGUCCACGCUGAAGAACCACACCAGCAGGAGCAAUCAUGGAUCUGGGUGCAGUGUGACCCCCGGACCUGUGAAUACUUGAACCACACCAUCACCCACGCUCCUCCUCGUCUGCCUAGACCUUCCUUGGGUGGGGUGGGGGGAGGGGGUCUCAUGAGUUGCACAACGUAGGGGUAAGGGGAGAGAAAAACUCUCGAUGAAGCCAAAUGCAGAAAGGGGAGGCAGACGGGUCCCCCACCUCACCCUCUGACUGUGUCUGGAAAUAAACUGUGCAAUCCCCCCAA